Callithrix jacchus (white-tufted-ear marmoset) is the source of this 2726-nucleotide messenger RNA. Lineage: Eukaryota; Metazoa; Chordata; Mammalia; Primates; Cebidae. The record is from RefSeq and is a predicted model, not a curated record.
AUGCCAAGGACACCCCCCACCCCCCACCGGCCCCAGAAAAGCCUGCUCUGCAUAUUCCUCCAAGACAAGACAUCUGGAGCCGUCUUUCUGAAGCCAGGGUUAAAGUCCCUCUGCUCCCCACCCUUGUCUUCUGCCCCUGUCAAGAAGAAGCAGAACUCAGAUGAAAAGAAGAAACGGGGCAAGCUUGGAACCAAGGCGGGACAGGCCCCACUCCUUGCAGGCCCCGUACCUGCAGCAUCGCGGAGUCGGGCGGACGAGGUACGGGUUUCUUAUUCCAGGGCCGGAACAGGAGACGCUUCUUCCAGAAGCCGGCAGGCGGAGGGCAGGUCCCCGCUCCCUUCUUCCUCGGCUCGGGGCUCUUUCCCGGCUCUGGCGGGAGUUAAGCUCGCGCCGCCGCCGCAGAUCCCCCGGCCCGGCCUGCCCCGGACUCCCUGUCCCCGCCUCCGGUGGCCGUGGGGCGCCGAGGUGUGGGCUCGAGGCUGGGAGCGUUGGGGGUCGUCCGGGCCCGUGGGGCUGGAGAGGCCGGGAUCGCCCUGGGCAGGAGCGUUCAGGACGCCCGGGCGGCCGCUGGCGGCGAGGACGCGCGGGAGGGAUCCGAGCCAGGCGGGCGGCGCGUUCCCCGGUUCAGGCUUCAGAACGGCCACCCCGGGCGCGAACGGGGGCGCUGGGGCUCCCGGCAGGGCUCUGCGCCGACCCUGCACCGGGGGCACCCAGGCGGGGAGGCUAUGCCCGCCUCGGGGCACGGGGCUCCUCAGCGGUUCACCUUGGCAGCCCGGCGCCGUCGGAGUGGGCGGAGACGGCCCCGCUCAGCCACGAACGUGCAAAGGACCGAGGAGCCUCCCCCGCUGCCCACACACUCAAUCUCAGGGACACGCCUGGGGCAGCCUCCAACUUCGUCCCCUGGGCCAGCCCGACCGGACACCAGGGCCACCUUCGGUGCCAGCUGCCGUACCUCCGGGUAAAAGAGGCGCAGAGAAGUGCUUUCUAGAGAGAAACAAGGGGGCGGGGCAGCACACUGGAGAAAGGAAGGACCCCCGCCCAGGGAUGUCUGCUCAGAAGGCUGGGAUGGACAACGCUGACUCACAGAGCACAGUCUUCCUUUACCAGCCCAUAGAUUACUCAAAAAAUGGGGCCUAUAGUUCUGCAAUCCCAAUCCAAGGAUUUGUUCUCCAGCAUACACUCAUCUAAUGCUAUGAAAGAAAUAAAGGAAUCCUGAAAGAUGCCAGAGCUGGCUUAGAACUCAUCCUGCUUCCUUUUCCAAUUACCUCUCCAGCGUGUGAGCCAGUGAAGGAAGACUCAGGUAGAUCUGCCUGACAUUUGUUUGAGCUGCCGCCAGGAAAACAGUCAGAGGCAACAGGCCAAGAAGAUGACAUCAUUUGAAGUCAAGUCAAGUGUCUGAGUUCUGUGCUGACCACCUGUACUUGAAAACAGACAUGCCCAGGAGAAGCGUGAACUCAAAUUACACCUAAAAAAUUUUAGUUUAAAAUGUGCAAUUAGUCUUUCAUGUGGUGUAUUGAAUAAAUUUCAACACUUGUCUUAUAUUCGGAUUAUUUUCAAGUUGCACACCUGUGUGUAUGCGUGUGUGAGUGUGUGCAUGUGUAUGUUGGGAAGGAGUGAAAUAAAUGGCAAAGUCCCUUUUAUCACUGGCCAAAAGCCAGGCUAUAGCAUUACAGUUGGCCUAAUGAAACUAUCUUUAGUGUUUACUAACCAGUAAUUACAGAGCACUACGGAAAUGAGAGGACUGGCAAUAUUGAGUCAAAAAGGACUAAGACUUUCUAUAAAGUAUGUAAAGUAGAAUGAAAGCCACCACUUAGUAAGAAGUGUUUGAAAAGAGUUGAAGUUGCAAAGACAAAAAUGCCACUUUGUUCAGGGCACCUUGCCCCGAACUCCUUGGCCUUUUCAUCAGCUUUGUCCCUCGUGAUGCUGUCAUCUUAUCCAAGCUCAGGUGUGUCCAGAGCUCCUGAUCACCUGUGCCUGUUUUCUCUCUUUCUCUCUGUCACUGCAUCAAAUACUAUCUUCAUGAACAAGGAUGUGUGUGUGUAAUGUUUAACUCCGCAUAGUACAUCAUGUAUGUAUUUUCAAUGUGAUAUAAUUUGGAUAUGUGUACCUCUAAAUCUCAUGUCAAAUUGUAAUCCCCAGUGUUGAAGGUGGGGCCUGGAGGGAGGAAAUUGAAUCAUGGGGGUGACUUUCUCAUGAAUGGUUUAGCACCAUCCUCUUGGUGCUGUUCUUGUGAGAUCUGGUCCUUUAAAAGUGUAUGUCAGGCAGGGCACGGUAGCUCACGCCUGUAAUCCCAGCACUCUGGGAGGCUAGGGCGGGUGGAUCAUGAGGUCAGGAGUUCGAGACCAGCCUGGCCAACAUGGUGAAACCCAUCUCUACUAAAAAUACAAAUAAAUUAGCUGGGCAUGGUGGUGCAUCCUGUAAUUCCAGCUACUCAGGGAGCUGAGGCAGGAGAACCGCUUGAAUCCAGGAAGUGGAGGUUGUAGUGAGCUGAGAUCACACCAUUGCACUCCAGCCUGGGCGACAGACCAAGACUCUGUCUUGGGGGAAAAAAAAGCGUGUGUCAUCUCCCUGCUCCCUCUUGCUCUUGCUUUUACCAUCUGAUGUGCCAGAGUGCUCCCUCUUUGCCUUCUGCCAUGAUUGAGGUUCCUGAGCCACUGCCGCCACCGCCCCCCCCCCAGGAGCAUGAGCCGCUGUGCUCCCUAUAAAGCCUGCAGAACUGUCAGCCA